Necator americanus (New World hookworm) is the source of this 954-nucleotide messenger RNA. RefSeq lists its product as uncharacterized. The transcript has 9 exons. NCBI's taxonomy places the organism in Eukaryota, Metazoa, Nematoda, Chromadorea, Rhabditida, Ancylostomatidae. The record is from RefSeq and is a predicted model, not a curated record. The coding region runs from base 1 to 954 and encodes 317 amino acids.
AUGGACUCGGCUGCUUUCCUCCUGUGUUUCGUUUUUGCAAUCGCCCAUAUACAGUCACUUGUUGCGGACUUACCUAACCAGGCAGAAAACAUUGGCGGAGAAACCUUAAAUCAACAAACUAUGGCAUUAAGCAGGCUCAUAAACCACAAUUCUAUGCCCUCGGAUGGAUCAGUGCGUGUUGAUUCAAUGACUAUGAUCGAUCCAGCAGAAGAUGAGAACGAGCAAUCCAGAAUAGAUCCACACCCGUAUAUUCAUCCAUCAAUAGCCGGAACUCUUACCGUUCCUCAGGGCUCUCCAUCUGUGAUGCACCAAACUGUGGAAGCUCCGAACGUGUUCCCAUGGUUUAAAUUCAAUCAUGGCCACCUAUUUCAAAAACUUCUAAGUAAUAUUAGUACAGAGGGAGUGGAAGAAUUUAUGAACAUAACACUAGGCGCUGAGAACUACACAAUUGCUGAGAUGAAGCAGAAGAUGUCAGAAUGGGCUAACGAGAACGGUGUGAUGGAGCAACUUGACAUGUUUAAAACUAAAGGUGAAUCGAAGAAAGGCGAGAUCAUAGCAAAUGCCACUAUGAUUAUAAACUCACUGCCAUCGCUGUUCCAGCAGCUAGUGGGCAUCAUUCAGAACGAGCAACAAACAGUCAAAGAUGGAUUAAACGCGACUGACGCUUACCUCCAGUCCCUGGAUCCGGCCACUAAGCAGAUCAUGUCGGUUGUCACCAAAAUUACGGGCGUUGACAUGUUUCUGUUUAAGCCUCAUCACAAAAGCAGCCACGGAUUUACUGGCCAUUUUGAUAUGUUCAGAAGGGGAGGAGAUCAUAGGCCAGUGUUCCCAGAACGUAAUUCUUUCUCACCACAGAUUUCUUCUCAGAUCGGUGACUCUGCAGCGGAAAGCGGAAAUGAUAACGUUAGCGAAAAUGCAGUUGCGGGAGUGCAAUCUCAACAGCAAAGCAGUUGA